AUGGAUUCCAUCGAGCUCGAGGCUCGCAACGUCGUACCGGCGACUUCUGUAGCGGCGCAGAACGCCGUCACAGAUGGUUCCAAGGAUGACUCACGCGAAACAGCGUCGAUCAUCACGAUCGCUACAGCAUCGCCGCAGUAUCAGCAUCCCAAAGGCAUCAGAUUGAUCAUACUUACGCUCGGCCUCAUGAUAAGCAUCCUCCUUGCUGCCCUCGACUUCUCCAUCAUCGCAACCGCCAUCCCAACCAUCACCUCAGAAUUCGGCUCCAUCGCCAACAUCGCAUGGUAUGGUUCAGCCUACUCUAUCACAAAUGGAGCCUUUAAGCUGGUCUGGGGCAAAGCCUACCAGUACUUCCCGCUGAAACGAGUCUUUAUGCUCGCGGUGGCGAUCUUUGAGCUAGGGAAUAUCAUUUGUGGCGCGUCGAAGAGCUCUGAAGUGCUGAUUAUGGGGAGAGUGGUGGCGGGGCUUGGUGGUGGGGGCUUAAUGACUGGCGCGUUUAUCAUUAUUGCGAUCAGUGUUGAGGAUAAGUAUCGCGCGGCGUACAUGGGUGUGGUCAGUGCGACAUUUGGGAUUAGUAGUGUGGCAGGGCCGUUGUUGGGUGGUGGGUUGACGGAUAGCGUGGGGUGGCGAUGGUGCUUCUGGAUAAGUCUUCCCAUCGGCGGCCUCGCAGUUGCCAUCAUGACCCUAACAUUCCGAUCUCCGAUCGUGAUCAGAGACAUGAAGCUGCGAGAGCGCAUCAUCGGCCUCGACUUGAAUGGAGGAUGCCUCGUCACCUCUUUCCUCAGUUGCUUUGUCCUCGGCAUGCAUUUCUCCGGAACCCACCCAUGGAGCUCGCCCACAGUAUGGGGCAGCCUCGUCGGCUCUGUUCUCAGCUUCCUCGCGUUCAUCUACAACGAGUACAAGAUGCGCGAUAAAGCCAUGGUCCACGCCCACCUCAUCAAGAAAUGGGACGUUUGCCUGAACUUGAUGUACGCCUUCUUCCUCUCAGGAAUGUUCUUCCCUCUGCAGUACAUGCUCCCGGUGCAGUUCCAGUCUGUAGACGCAACAUCCGCUUCGCAAAGCGGCAUCCGACUUAUCCCUCUCAUUCUAGCCGUGUCGGUCUUCACCGCAUUCUCGAACGGCGCACUAACCUGGUGGCGCCACCACCAGCCAUUCCUCCUCGUGGGCGCCUUCCUCGGCACCGCGGGCACAGCGACUAUAUACUCUGUCAAUGCACCCGCUUCGACACGUGAAUGGCUUGGAUUCGAGCUGCUCACGGGUAUGGGUGUAGGCCUUGCCCUCCAAAUUCCUAUGAUCUACAAUCAGGCUCUUGUACCGCGCAACGACAUUCCCUCCGUUACUUCAUUGACGCUCUUCACCGAGAAUCUGGGUACAACACUAUUUGUAGCCGCCUGCGAAGCGUCGUUUCAACAAGGUCUGGUCGCACAUCUCAAGAAGAGUUUGCCGAGCUUGGAUCCGCAUGAUGUUGUGAAUGCUGGAGCUACGCAGAUCAGGAAUCUGUUCCAUGGCGGCGACUUGGAUAUGGUUUUAGGUAGUUACUUACAUGGGUGUCGGGUCAGCCACCUUAUUACGCUGAGCUGCGGAGUUGUGGCUUGUAUGGUUAGUGUUGGUGCUGCGGGUCCGACCGUGGUUAGAAUGGUGAUGGAGAAAUGGGGAAAGAGCCAUGCUGGAUAG
Didymosphaeria variabile is the source of this 1674-nucleotide messenger RNA. RefSeq lists its product as uncharacterized. The record is from RefSeq and is a predicted model, not a curated record. Lineage: Eukaryota; Fungi; Ascomycota; Dothideomycetes; Pleosporales; Didymosphaeriaceae. Gene Ontology annotation, biological process: transmembrane transport. The transcript is spliced from 2 exons. Gene Ontology annotation, molecular function: transmembrane transporter activity. Bases 1 to 1674 code for a protein of 557 amino acids.